AUGGCGUUCAGUUUUUAUUGUAUAAAUUGUUCUGAUGGAUGUAAUAAUCUGACUGGCUAUUGUAACGGAAGUUGCCUGGAUGGCUACUAUGGAUUCGAAUGUAAUUCGACCUGUCCACAAAACUGCUAUCAUAGAUGUGAUAGAAGUACAGGCGAAUGUACAUAUUGUAAGAGAUCCUAUUAUGGUGUAAACUGUACAGAGACUUGCCCAGAAAGAUGUUACAACAAUUUUUGUAAUCAAAGCGGAUUUUGUACAUUUUGCAAGAGAUCUUUCUAUGGAGAUCAUUGUGAAAAGAAUUGUCCUUCAAACUGCCGCGAGGGUUAUAACUGUGACCAACAUACCGGUAAAUGUAUACAUGGCUGUAAUGAUGGGUUUUGGGGGAAGUCAUGUGAGAACAAUUGCAAUGACAGGUGUGAGUGGUCUUGUAAACAAACACAUGGCAUUUGUCAUAUAUGUAAACCUGGAUACGGCUGGUUUGGCGACAAGUGUGAACUUCAAUGCCCAGUUAAUUGUCGAAAUUCGACGUGUUUUAAAUUUGACGGUUCUUGUACCUGUUCAAAAGGCUGGUAUGGUGAAGAUUGUCAUCAAAAAUGUAUCGAAAAAUGUGAUUCAUGCAUCGAUUAUAGCACUUGUAAUGUAUGCUCAGCGGGAUAUUAUGGUAGAUAUUGCGAAAGUUUUUGUCCUACUAAUUGUACAGAAUGCUCAAGGGACGGUGAAAAAUGCACCAGAUGUAACUCAUCGAAACACUUUGGUCACCAAUGUACAUGCGACUUGGACCAAUGCUCGAAACAUGAUAUAUGGUGGAACUGUGUCGAAUGUAAAAAUGCUGGUUGGUAUCCGAAAAUAGGUGGCUGUUGUAGAUGCAGUGAAAAUUGUAAGGGCGGACAUUUAAAAUGUGAUAAUACCACUGGCGUUUGUUUAGACGGAUGUGAGCCAGGAUAUUACGGGACAUAUUGUGUCGAUAAAUGCAGUAGCCAUUGUAUCGGAAAUGACACUGUUUGUAAUUCCACAACCGGUAUAUGUCCAUAUGAAUGUGAACCUGAUUGGCAUUAUUCCACAUGCAAAUACGGAUGUUCACUGCUGACGCCACACUGUGCUAAAUGUACACAAUUUAAAAAUAAACAAAAUUUUGAACAUGCCUAUUGCGAUUCCUGCGGCGACGGGUUUUACAAACCCUUAUUGGAAGACUUUUGCGCACCUUGUGAAAAUUGUUUAAAUGACAAAUGUAAUGGUAGUACAGGACAUUGUCUUGAAGGUUGUAAGCAGGGAUGGUAUUUGAAUACUUACGGGUUCGGAAAGUACUGUCGGCAAUGUGAAAUUGGCUGCAAUGAAGGUUUGUGUGACCCAACCAACGGAACAUGUAUACAGGGAUGCAAAAAUGGUAUGACAGGUGACAAAUGUUAUUUUCCCUGUAGCGACGAAUGUUUAAACGCAACUUGUGAUCAGUUUUCUGGUGAUUGCUUUAAAUGUAAACCGGGACUUUAUGGUAAUAAAUGCUAUUACGGUUGCGGUGACUGUCUUAGAGAAACAUGUAAUAAAACCACUGGCAUUUGUGAAGAUGGUUGCAAUGAUGGUCGCUUUGGUGAAAAAUGCUCUCAGUCGUGUAGUCAGUGUAUGGGUGGAAAUUGUAAUAGACAAGGUGUUUGUAUGUCUGGUUGUACGCCCGGAAAAUAUGGAAUAUACUGCAAUGUAUCCUGUGUUAAUAAUUGUUUGAUAUGCCAUCCAGUGACUGGCAAGUGUCUUCAUGUAUCACCUGCAUGUAAUACCACUCACUGCACAAUGAAUUUCACGAAUUCCAUUUGUCCGCCAUUAAAAUUUGGAUUUGAUUGCAAUCAAACGUGUAGUACAAAAUGUAUAAAUACUUCCUCAAAUGGAUACAUCUGUGAAAAAUAUAGUGGUACUUGUAUAGAAACUUGUGCUUCUGGUCAAUUUGGACAAUUCUGUAAUGACUCUUGUGGUCAAUGUGCUUCAGCGGAUAACACAUUGACGUCGUGUAAUCCAGUAAACGGACACUGUAUAAACUGUUUGAACGGUUAUUACGGGAAAAAAUGUGAUCAGAAGUGCAGUGAAACGUGCUUAGAAGGAGAUUGUAAAGGUAACGGUGUGUGUUCACAAGGAUGUAAACCGGAAUGGAAAGGUACAUUCUGCGAAGUAAAAGAACCUGCUAAGCAGACCGGAUUGUCCAGUGGUUCAGUGACAGGAAUAGCUAUUGGAUGUGUAGUUGCUGUGAUUUUAAUAGUCAUUUUGGCAUAUUUCAUAUAUAGACGAAGGUACAGUAUGAAAUGAUUGAUAUACUUUACCAGAUUUCAAAAAUUUAAACUAUGAGAACAAUUAUCAAAAAUGUUUUGAAUAAGCAUAUUUAUCUACUAAAGGAUAA
Mytilus californianus (California mussel) is the source of this 2377-nucleotide messenger RNA. Its product is annotated as multiple epidermal growth factor-like domains protein 6. The record is from RefSeq and is a predicted model, not a curated record. Gene Ontology annotation, molecular function: scavenger receptor activity. The transcript is spliced from 5 exons. NCBI's taxonomy places the organism in Eukaryota, Metazoa, Mollusca, Bivalvia, Mytilida, Mytilidae. Bases 1 to 2286 code for a protein of 761 amino acids.